AUGACGCAAUACCGGCAGUUCAUAAAAAGUCAAGAGGUAGAUGAGGUGAUUGUUUGUCUUCUUUGCAAGGACUCUUGGGACAGGCCGAUAGAGCUGGGGCCAUGUGGCCACAUCUUUUGCGAGUCUUGUAUUAGUGAAUACUGGUGUCGCUCUGUCGGGUCGUCUUGUUUGCCUGGUAGUGAGCGCCCAGUGGCGCUUGUAUGCCCGAAUUGCAGUUGUGCCGUGGAGCAAAGUGAACGUCCUAAUCGAGUUCUUGUGAACAAGGCACUCGAAGUUCAGGUACAGUGCACGCGGUGCAACUGGAAGGGUACACGUGAACAGAGCCAGAAUCACACGUGCCAUCCACAGCCGCCAUCGGAAAAAAUGGAAGUUCCUGCAAGCACGAAUAAUACGUCCGAAUCUGACGAGCACCGGAGUAGAUUGUCGAGUCACUCGGGGGGAAUGCAUUUGUCGCCCGAAGCGCGUAACAUGAGUCGGGCCAAUAAUGGAUUUGCGUAUCAGCAUGUAUCAAGUAAUGAUAAAGAGUGGAAAAAGUAUGGUCUCACGCAGAUGGAAUACGAUCAGAUUGUGAGUCUUUUCAUGGUGUUUGAUACAGAAAAUAAAGGCUUCCUGACACGUUCGCAGCUAAGGCAACUUGCUUUUUCCUUGAAUUACGUAAACCGGGAUGAACAUGUUGACCGCAUGCUGUUUGAGAUGGGCUGCGAUGAGACAGGAGGGCUCAUGAUACAAGAUUUAUGUGCCUGGCUGGGGAAACAUCGCCCCAAUCCACAGGCGCUUUGCGGAUUAUCACGGUUUGAAUACAACGAGGCUCUCUUGCAGUUUCGUGGUUACGAUCUUGAGGGACGUGGUUUUCUGGAUUGGAAAGACUUUAGGAAUUUGUGCCUCAGCAAUGGCUACGCCAAAACCGAGGCGGAGGCUCAAAAAAUUUUUUGUUCUUUUGCCAGGACAAGUAAAAAUUAUAUUAACCUUUAUGAAUUUCUGCUGUUCUGUAAGCAUCGUCAAUUUUUGCAUGGAGAAGGCACGGCGGAGGCAAUGGCGCCAGGCUCACGUCCACAGCGGUUGCCACACCGUUUUCCUGGAGCCGCCGCAGCGGAGAUCGCAAUGCCAUUUAGUACCAAAUACAAAAAGAAACAAUAUUGCAUGUUGAUGUAG
Messenger RNA from Trypanosoma cruzi, 1152 nucleotides. Its product is annotated as EF hand, putative. The transcript has a single exon. The record is from RefSeq and is a predicted model, not a curated record. Lineage: Eukaryota; Euglenozoa; Kinetoplastea; Trypanosomatida; Trypanosomatidae. The coding region runs from base 1 to 1152 and encodes 383 amino acids. Gene Ontology annotation, molecular function: calcium ion binding.